CAAUGCCUAUACAUAAUACACCGAGCGCUCUUAUCAACAAUUAACGGUGUUUCAUGCAGCAGACAUUCUGUGGUAUUGGUAACGAGAUUUAGGGAUGAGAGAGGGUUGUACCAACGUGUUGAAUAAAUAAAGGAAACUUCAUGGAAAAUCAACCGUUUUUGCUGUGUGAAUUUAAACAAAUGAGAUGAGAGGCACGUACGGUGCAUACAUAUUAGUAUAUACAUUGUAAACGCCCAACGAUUUAUUAAUGCAACGCAACCAAAAACGUGGUAAUGCAAUGAUGGAUUCUGUAAAAUACGUCGAUGGAUUGGGAUAAGUGUACAUGCGGAUGGGUCAAUUAUUUCAGGUUUCUGACACCUUACCACAUUGGAACCUAAGUGGAAUAUUCCGAUAUCGACGGGCGAUUGGCGCUAUCGGUCAAGUACGUUGUACAUUCUACAAGUGAUAAACUGGAUUACAUCUUCGUCAAAACUGUGUCAUCAUUAUUCGUCUUUAUUCAGAUUUUGAGACGAGUGAUAAGGCCGUACAGUUUUACCUAUUAUGGCAUUUUACUAGUGUCAAAGCAUAUUCCAACGCCAUUCGUCACAAAUAAUCCAGUCGCAGUCCUAGGAACGGGGAAGAAGUCAUCUGACCAACACAAAAGAUACCCGAAGUGGAGGGCCUUGUGAUGAUCUUGUAACAUAAAACAUGCUUUCUAUCUGCCAUGACAAAAACUCAUCGUUUCACUCAAAGAUAGCCUCGCUUACCAUCUCAAAAUAGGAAUACUUGAAUUAAGGAACGGUUCGACAGCUCACGUGAUGGCGCGAGAUUCUCACGAGAUUUGGAUGGACGUCGACGACGAUGAUGACGAUGACGUUUUCGCUGAGAGUUAUAAUAAAAUGAUGCGGCAGCGGAGGGCAUCAAAGUAUGGUUCGGGGAGGCGAAAAAGCCAGUAUAGGAGACGCUCAAGCCUUGCAGUUGACUUUGACCUUGAAUUACCCAGACGAAGGUCAAGUGCUAAACGAAAGUCAAAUGCUAGACGAAAGUCAAGGUCAGCCAGGUCGAGGUCAGCAAGCUCAAGGCGCAGUUCAGCAAUGUCAAGCAGAUGCGGCAGUGGAACGGAAAGUGAUGAAUCAGAGGAGGAAGAAGACAUUGGCGAAAAUCUUAAAAUACAGCGGGAAAUAAUAACCGGACUAAAAUCUCAACCCUGGCCCAUGAAGAAAAAGUUAAAAACGCUCAAAAUGGCUAAACAAUACGUAGAUAAAUUUGAAGGACAGCUCUCGAAAAGUAAAGGAUACCAACAGAAUGCUGUAAAGGCAUUACGAAAAUUCCAUCGAGAAAUUGUGAACAUAGCUACACUACUAACUCCCUGGGAACAACGAAUAAAGAGUAUAGAAAGUCACUUUGGAUCCGUUGUGUCGUCAUAUUUUGUAUUCCUUCGCUGGAUAUUCUGGGUGAAUCUCGUAAAUUCCGCCUUUUUUCUGGCGUUCAUCAUACUUCCGGAGGUCAUAUUCUCAGACAAGACGCAAAGUCGAAAGAACGUGCCCUCGGCAGAGGAACAGACGUCUCUGAAUCUCGCUACGAUAUGGGCAUUUGAGGGUUAUAUCAAGUAUUCCCCCAUGCUGUACGGCUACUACUCCAGUAAGAAUUUAAUCAUAGUCAACUCCCGUUACCGGCUGCCGUUUGCCUACCUCGUAGUUACCCUUGCCACGUACGGUUAUUGUUUGAUAACAAUAUUAAGAAGAAUGGCUGCCAAUUCGCGCCUCAGUAAGAUGUCGAUGGGAGAUGAACAGUACGCAUUUUGUUGGAAGUGCUUCACCAGUUGGGACUUCGUGAUAUCAAACCCAGAAACUGCCAAAAACAAAUAUGCAGCAACUGCCACGACGUUUAAGGAAGCAAUCUUAGAGGAGGAAGAAAAGGCUAAAGAGGAUGAACACUCCAAACACGUGACCCUAGCCUUGCGGAUCCUGGCAAACUUUCUCGUCAUGAUCGUACUAUCAGCAAGCAGUUACGCAGUUUAUCUAGUAGUGGACAAUUCGGCAAGACUCGACGUAAAGAAACGUUUGAAUCCCACAUAUGCGGUCACCUGGUGGGAGGCCAACGAGGUAUCGAUAGUCAUGUCAGUUUUGACCUUGACCUUUCCGUCCAUAUUCGACCUGAUAGGCAUGAUGGAGCGCUACCAUCCGCGCAUUUAUCUGCGCUGGCAGCUUGCGAGAAUUCUUGUGCUAUACUUGAUGAAUCUAUACACGCUUGUAUUUGCUCUUUAUGUGAAAAUAAUAAAUACGACUGAACAAAUUGAGACCGAAACAGCUUUAUAUGAGGAGAAAUUAAAUGCCUAUUGGGGCAACAUGACAUUAAAUUGCACAAAUGAAUACUUGUACCAGGAUGACAAUGUUACAGACACUGGCGUCUCUCUAUCAACGAUAUCUCCGCCGAACUGUACGAAUAUAUCCUCGGCUGAACGUCCGCUUGAGUUGACUGCGGGGCUUUGUUGGGAGACGAUGGUGGGACAGGAGAUGUAUAAACUUACCGCUAUGGACUUGGUCAUGACCGGGGCAGGGAUUCUAGUCAUUGAUUUCUUCCGAGGCUUGUUUGUCAGAUAUGCAAAUAUAUGUUGGUGCUGGGAUCUCGAACUGAAAUUUCCUGAAUACGGCGAGUUUAAGAUUGCGGAAAAUAUUCUCCAUCUCAUAUAUAACCAGGGAAUGAUAUGGAUGGGUUUUUUCUUCGCCCCGGCCCUGCCGACCAUAAACAUUUUCAAACUGCUAGCUAUGUUGUACCUACGGGCCUGGGCAGUGAUGAUGUGCAACAUACCACACGAGAGGAUAUUCAAGGCCUCCAGGUCCAAUAAUUUCUACUUUGCUCUCCUACUGAUGAUGCUGUUCUUGUGUGCCUUGCCAGCAGGAUAUUGCAUGGUUCAGAUUCCGCCGUCGCCUAACUGUGGAGCAUUUGCGGGCCAACAAUACAUGUACCACGUCCUGAUGCAAUUCAUAGAGGCAGAGUUACCGGCAGUGGUGGGGAAAGCACUUAACAUCAUCGCAUCGCCGACAAUCAUCAUUCCAGUUUUUAUACUUCUAGUGAUGGGUCUGUAUUAUCUAUCGGCAAUGGUCCAAUCGCUAAAAGAAUCAAACACCGAGCUGAAAGACCAGCUGGAAUACGAAAGGACAGAGGAAAAGAAAAAGAUAUAUGCAAUGGCCGACGCAAGGGCAAAAGGAGAGGAUGACACUGGCACAGGCACAGGCACAAAGACGAAGGAAGACAAAACAAAGACGAGCAACAACGUGAGCAAGAAUGUCGGCAAUGCCACGGUUACUGUCAGUAAAUACGGCGACAAGGAAAUUGCGGACGUGCCGACCAUCAGGGGAAGGGACGGUGAAAACAACAUGGUCAAGAUCGUCUCCGGUAACAAGGAGAAGUUAGUCAGCAUCGACCAUCUUCAGCAGCUUGUUCAGCACCAGAACAACAUGUCUCCCAAAAAUACACCCGUUGCUGUGGUUACGGGGAAGCCUAAUGUGAAACAGAGUGUGCCUCCGACAAGAAGCAAAAAUAAGAAAUCGAAAAGAAAGAAUGAAGGUGACCAAGAGGCACCGUCACGCGAUAGAUCCAAACCACGUGAUCAUGUGAUCAACAUCUGCUUGAAUGAGGAUCAGCAUCUUGGGGAGGGUGUCAGUGACCAAUGUCAAGGUCAAAUGGACAACAAAAAGACGCAGAAACAGCAAAAGAAGGAGGAGAAAAAGAAAGAGAAGGAGAUGAGAAAAGCUCUGGAACAAAGAUUGGCUCAAGAGCAAAGAGCAGCCAAAGGAAAUAAGAGUAAGGAGGUUGUAGAUAAAUGGAGGAAGGUAAUAGUCAAGGCUAAAAGCAAGAAAAGUGAGAAUGAUGUGAGUGAGGAGGACAUUACAAGGGACAAGGGAAAGGGAAAGAAGAGUAAAAGCCAGGAUGUUUCCAAGAAGUGGAAGAAGGCUAUGAAGAAUGUUGUGAAGAAUGAGGAGGGAAAAGGGGGCAAGGGAAAGACUGGGAAGAAGAUUGACAAAAAGGAUCAGGACCUUGGCAGUAGUGAGGACCUGGUGGAGAGUGAUGAUCAGGUGCUUGAAGAGAGAGUCACAAGGAAGAAAAUGAGGAUUGCUGGUAAAAAGGGCAAUCAUAGUACUGAUAACUUAGGGAGUAGCGACGAUCAACUCAGUGAUGAGGGAGCUAAGAAGAGAAGAGCCACUAGUGGAAAGGAUGAGGGUCAUGGAAGCAAUGAUCAUUUGGGAGACAAUGAGAAUCAAAUUGUUGAUAAAAGAACAGAGCCAGGUAGAGGAGGUGAGGUCAAAAAUAGCAGAGAAGUGGUGGAAAGGGGUACAGCGAAACGGUCAUUUGGUGCAGCGCCAAAUAGUCAUGAAAACGUAAAGAACAAAGAAAGGGUGAAACUAGUUAAGAAAUCAGAUGUUGCUCAUGACAGAGAAGGUGGGAAUGCGAAGAAAGGGGAGCAUAGGAAGAUAAAGCACGAACGGAGUGACAUAGAAAUUGAGAGUGAAGAUGAACAUAGCAACAGGGAAACAGCUUCUGAGGGUGAAAGUGAUACAGAAAUGAACAGAAACCCGUGUGAGCUUCCUAGUGCGCCGAAGACAUACCCCAUGCCCAAGAAUCUGCACCAGGCUGUUUUAACUAAAGGUAAACGCCAACAAGAACCGCCUGAAAUUAUCAUAACCCGUGGGACAUCAGAGGCAAGUAGCGAGGCAGAGGAGCGAGCGAAUGUUGUGGAGACAUUAAGAAGCAAAGGGGCAAAGGGUCACUGGAACGAUAUGAGCGAAGCUGUGCAGAAGUUGGCAGUGGUUGCAGGCGGAGCUGUUGCAGGGACAAGUGAAUCCGAUAUCAAACAUUCAAGAAGUAGAAAUAAUGUCUCUAAGAAUUGGAGAGAUACGGAUAAGCCACAAGGUCAGAGAGAUUGGCAACGGAAUCCAGUAGUUCGUGAACAAAACAAUGGUACACCAGGAUUGAUAGCUGUCAAUAGUGAUGAAGAGGAAAUCCAAAAUAAUCCUCAAGGACAAUGGUCAACUGAUCACAAAACUGGGGGAAGAAAUAACAGAGUGAAAGACGAGCUGCCAAUACAAUAUACACAAAAUGUAUAUCGUCAGCAACACCAACAAUUUUCCCCGAGAGAUCAGAGAACUCAACGGCCACCUCCUAAUCCAGCUCAGACUGCAGCAGAAAAGAAAUCAAAAGGGCAUGAGAGGUCACAAACAGAUUCACAACAAAGAGGGUCAGGGGCUCAGAAGCAAAACAGAGAAUCUGUAGAAAUACAUAGACCUAGACAAGAUAGGCAAGCUGUUCACAGACCUCAGGACACACAGGAUCAGAGACAUAGACACGACUUUCAAAAUAUUCAAAGGCCUGGGGCACAAUAUGCACCCAGUAGACCUUGGAGAGCAACUCGAGGCAUAGAGAGUUCUAGCGAAGAUGAAGAGGAGAUCCCAAGCCAAGACCAUCUCGACAUUCUUAGAUCUACUAGGCCACCUGAGCGAGAUGAUCACAGACCUCGUGAAGCUCAUCAGGACGUUCGAAGAUAUAGGACAACUGCGUAUGAAGGACAGGCACCAAGGGAAGUCAAAAAAGCUAAUCAGAAACUAUGGGCAGCUGAACGUGAUGUACUGAGACCUAGUGAUGACCAUCUAGGCAAUCCAAGAGAACGGACAACUAAUCAAGGUGUACCUAGAUCUAAAAUAAGUCACCAAGACAUCCAGAGGCCUGGAAUGCGCACAACUGACCCAGACAAGCAUAGACAUGGAGAAGAUUACCAAGACCUUCCAGCAUCACGGAAUGUACAGACACGGAAGGAAGAUUACCAAGGCAUUGAACCCAGAACCGCUGCUCCGAAUAUACAGACACCUAGAAAAGACCGUAAAGACUUUCAAAGACCAACAACAGCUGCUCAAGAUGAACAGCAACCUCGAGACAUCUACAAGUACAUAGCAGAACCAAAGACAUCUCGAAAUGAACAAAGAAUUAGGGAAGGCACUAAAGACAUUCACAGACCAAGGAUAGUUGCUCAAGAUGCACGAAGACCUCGAGAAGAGAACAAUCCAAGACCUAGCACAACGGCUCAAGAUGAACAAUGGGCUAGAGAUGAAGACAUUCCAAGAUCGAGGACAGCUGCUCGAAAUGUAGAGAGACCUACAGAAAAUCAGGGAGAUGUUCCAAGGCAUAAGAUACCUAGGCAGGACAGACUAAGAAACAGACAGGAUUCCCCAGAUCUUCACAGAACCAAAGGAAAUUUGAAACCAAUAACGAUUUCCCAACAGCAUGACACUGACUACCCUGAACACGAAACUGAAAUAGAAACAAUGGAGGACCAACCAGAGAGCUCAGAUUUUGACUUCAUUACUCGUGGUAUUGGAGGUACCAAAAACUCUUUCUCCGAUAUGAUGAAGUCUCGGCCACGAAGACAGCAAAGUCACAGAUCACUGACACGUCCAGAUGUGAUACACAGAGCCUUGCUGAUGGAGAGUGGGACAUUGUCUGUCGGAGCUGAUUAUAAUGACAAGAGGCGGGACAGGGGCGAUUCAUCCCAAUCCGAGGAUGGGUUUGACGAGGAUGACCUUCGCUUCCACAGACAACCUGACCUAGAGGAAGGUCCAUAUCACCUGGUUGCAGGGGCUCGAAAUGAUGAACCCCAUGACCACUAUGCCCUCCCAAGCUCCAGAAGUUAUACCAACCAAGACAUGUAUGAUCAAAAUGAUGAUAGUAACAUUGAUGUGAGACAAGAGGGAGAGUUUCAGGAUGAUGAACCAUAUUCUGAUGAGGAAGAUGAUGCCAACAAUCAAGACGAGGGAAGAAACAGUCAGUCAUUUUCACACUUCGCAGACGUUGUUCAGGAAGCAGUCAGGCAGAAGCGGCGGUUACAAGGAAUGGAUGACAGAGGAAGCACAAGCAGUAUUCCUCCCAGAGAGAGAAGUUUCGAUUUUGGAGAGUCUUUAACUGAUGAUUACGUUGAAGACGGUAAUGAAGAACAGAGUCUUAAUCAAAGUUACCCACACAUGGUAGAUGUUGUUGAUGAAGUUGUUAGGCGAAGUGACUUUGAAAAGAGACAUAAGCAUGAUGAUGGCGGAGAAGGGCAUAAUGGGACUGGACAGUUCUGUAGGAAGGGAAGACAUGUGCACUAUCCAUCGGAAGGAGAAGAUGACAACUCAGAUGAUGAAAAUCCAUCAGGUCCUAAUGGCAAGGGUGGGAGAAAGCAGCAUUCGAGCCCUGAUAAACUGAGGAACAAUAGAGGUCACAGUCAAAAUCCUCGUCCUCAUCAUUCAAGUUCUGAUGGAGUGAGGCAAAAACAGGGGAAAGUUCAUCACUCCAGCUCAGAUGAGUUAGAUCAAUAUAGCAGACGACAGGAUUACACAACAGAUAAAACUGAAACAGAGGGUCGUUCAAAGAGGAAACUCAAACGGUAUCUUUCUGUUGAAGAUGCAUAUUAUCCAGAGCAAAUACAAAUGGAUUUGUACGAGACUCCAUCAGCAAAACACAAAGACAAGCGCCAUGAAUCAAGCUCUGGCAAAAAGCGUGGAAAGAGCAAGCAGAAAAGGGGUCGAAGUGUGGACAGUGACAGUCAUAGCGAUGUCAAUCGUUCCUCUAGAGAACAGACAAUGGAUGAGGACAGCGAUGACGCUUUCAUGCAAGUGAUAAAUGAACAGAGACGGCGGAGGAAAAACUCAAAGAAGCGUCGAAAGUGAUGAAGUUUGGUUGAGGAGGUACAAGUAUGGUUUCACCUUCUUUGGAUGUUGACCUGCUUUGUCACGAUCCUCCCAUCCUUCCCUGGAAUUUAUACCACGCAUACAUGACACUACAAGCACAACCUCACCUAUCAUAUCACACGCAGGUCCUUUAACUGUUACACACAAUUAGUCUAGUCAUUUUAUAGAUCUCAGCAAAUAGGGACAACAAAUCGCAUGAAGAGCUACUUUGACACGAUAGAAAGAAUCACCGUGACAGUCACAAUUCCUUUUAUUUCACACUGAGUUUCCUGCAGAAACUGCACAAUAUAGACAAAUACAUGUACUCCACUUCCAUAUUAUUUUAUUUACACCUAUAACCUUCCAUGUAUUCUGCCAUUUCAUCCUUGGCCUAAAUGUAGGACUGGUGCCAACUUUAGAUCCUCAAACCUAGCAACUGACAGGUAUAGGGAACAUUGGUUCGUGGCACAUGGUCUGCAAGUAUUGUUUGACCGAUGUAUGGCUCCAGUACAGGCCAAUGCCUACAGAAUAUAUUUCUACUUUCAAGUUAGCUGUAGCAGAAAGAGACCACAUCUCUAGAUUAAGGGUGCAAUAUAUGCCAUAGUUGUAGAUGAUACCUAUGUCUUUAACAGAAUGGAUUCGAAGCAGUGUUAAUAUUUGUUGGUCAGUGUUCUCCACAAGGCCAUUUGUCAGGGUGGCCCACCCUACCUUGGCAGCUUACCACCCGAACUUGGAAGAGCCACCCUACCUUGCUCUUAGAACUUUGUAGAGGGUUUCUAUGGGCCACCCGACCUUAAAUUGCUUGUCAACCUACCUUGUGUUGCUCACUGGAAAAACGUUUUGAAAAUCAAGGGUACCACCCUACCUUGAGAAAACCCUGUGGAGAACACUGUUGGUAUGCUGAAUCUGGGUCAGAAUCUUCAAUUAACUGGCCAAUUUCUAAACAGAAGAUGUAAGUAUGUAAUGAAAGAAAAACUUACAAUCCAUUCAACAACUUGACUGAACUGUUUCAGGCACUGUAAUAAACCCUUUGGAAUCUCAAGUCUUCAUUUAAAUCGUUUAAUUUUCCCUUUCAGAAAUACACGACAGCCAUCUGAACUAGACAUCAAGAGAUUCUAGUCAUGUGGUGGACAAAUCAAUAGACUGACCAAGGACAGCUAUUGCCCGAUUCACUGACUCAUGUUGGACUGUACUUGUGUUUCAAGAACUAUAAAACAUCCAAGAUUUCAAGGAGGAGAGGCAUGAAAUAACGGUUGGCCGGCACUUAUGUCAAGUUUAGAGUUCCUGCGUAGAGGGGUGCUCAAGUUACAUACAUUCACAAGGGUGUACGAAGAGUUCUUUGUACAUUGGUGAACAUUUACUGAAGUAUCUCAGAAUAGACAGGAACUCUGAAACUAUUACAUCAGUGCGAACCUGGCAUUAUAAGUAGUGUGUCAAUAGGGAGGACCACCAGCGUGUCUUGAGGGAGGAUCACGAGGUCUGAAACCCUGCUCGUGCAGUGUAUAGAUUUAGUACAGGACUACUUUUACUUGAAGACUAGUGAAAUGAAUACAUCAGUACAUGAACAUGCACUUCAAUAGAUUACUGGAGCUGUAAAUUCAUAGCGAGUUCAGGCUGACGUCUAUCAAAUUAUGCUGUUAUUCAAUAACAUGUUUUUCUUAUUCAACUGUAUAGUUUGUUAUGUUUACUGAUACUAGUCCAGAACUAGUAUUGUUAUAUAGAUAGGUUACAUGUACAGAUAGAGUAGUAAAAUAAAGUUUAUAUUUUAGUUAAAUCCUGUUGUUUCAAAGAGUUUUGAAAAACACAUUAAUCACCCACUUUCUAAAGAAAAUCAACCCUCAAUACAACCUUUCGAUUGAUUGCAGACGUCCGCUCUUUUGAUUGGACAAUCUAUUCUAAGCAACCCAACUUUUUUGCAUUUGGAAAUACCUGAAUUGGAUACAUCCUGAUACCC
Molecule: messenger RNA, 9633 nt
Organism: Lineus longissimus
Lineage: Eukaryota; Metazoa; Nemertea; Pilidiophora; Heteronemertea; Lineidae
Product: trichohyalin-like
Exons: 23
Coding region: 798-7679 (2293 amino acids)
Cellular component (GO): plasma membrane
Molecular function (GO): mechanosensitive monoatomic ion channel activity
Source: RefSeq, a predicted model, not a curated record